AGCGAGUGGACAGUGGGUGGCGCGUGAACUCAGCGUCUCUCCUCGCGCGCGCUCUGUGAUCAUUGCGUGAAUGAAGCUCUGGCGUGGGAAAGAAGAGGUUAUGUGAAACACUGUCAUGGAUCCACGGUAACAUCAGUGCAAUAGUUGUGCAAUUGCGUUAUCAAUAGAUGCUCGUUCUCUCUGUGCAGAACUUGAGCGCGUGCAACCUGAAGAUGCGUGUGAUCAAAGACAGAUCGCAUCUGCUCAUCGCUCAACUGUGGCUCAUCUGUCAAAUAGAUCUGGCCAUGCCGUACCUAAGGGGCCAGCACAAAUUCACAGAGGACGUUGAUUGGUCUUACACAGGGGCCCUGAACCAAAAGGACUGGACAAAGAAAUAUCCAGUCUGUGGCAAUGCCAAACAGUCACCUAUUGACAUCAAUGAGGACUUCACUCAGGUCCGGAUGCAGAACCAGAACCUAAAGCUGGAGAACUGGGACAAGCCCACCACAGAUUCCACAACCAUCAUGAAUGAUGGGAAAACAGUGGUAAUCAGUCUGAAUGGUCUUUACUACAUAAGUGAAGGAGGGCUCAGAUCCAGGUUUAAAGUGGGCAGGAUCAUGUUCCAUUGGGGCCAAUGUAAUGCCACUUCAGACGGCUCUGAACACAGUCUAAAUGGCAACAGGUUCCCCCUGGAGAUGCAGAUCUAUUGUUUUGAGGAAGAGGAGUUUGAAUCCAUAGAUGAGGCCAUAAGUCACGGAGGAAAGAUUACUGCUUUAGCUGUUCUCAUUGAGGCCAGCAUUGAAGACAACCAGGACUAUGUGGCCAUUGUUGAAGGAGUCAACAGUGUGAGCCGAUUUGGUAAAAAUAGCCCGCUGGAACCGUUCUCUUUGCUGGGUCUGCUUCCACAAUCCAGGGAAAAAUACUUCAUGUACAACGGCUCACUGACCGCGCCGCCCUGCUCGGAGAAUGUGGAGUGGAUUGUGUUUAAAAACACAGUGGCCAUCUCAGAAACCCAGCUGGAGGUGUUCUGUGAGGUGAUGACCAUACAGCAAGCCGGCUAUGUGAUGUUGACUGAUUAUCUGCAGAAUAACUACAGAGAACAGCAGCAGCAGUUCAUAGGACAAGUCUUCUCUUCAUACACGGGCACAGAAGAAGUCCCUGAUCCUAUGUGCAGUUCAGAACCACAGAAUGUGCAGGCAGACUCUCAGAACUACACUGGCAUUGUGGUGACAUGGGAGAGGCCGAGAGUUGUCUUCGAAACCACCAUUGAGAGAUACUCUGUCACCUACCAAAGACUCCAGGGCAAAGACCCACCCAAACAACAGUACCUAACGGAUGGAGAACAGGAUGUGGGGGCCAUUAUCCACAAAUUACUGGCGAACAGUAGCUAUGUUGUCCAGGUGGUGGCCCUAUGCACCAAUGGCUUGACUGGGAAAAUGAGCGACCAAGUUAUAGUAGACAUGCCUCUUGAAGACCCUGCAAAUGAGCCUGAUCCUUUUGGUGAUUCAGCAGAAUCAGAGGAAUACAUUGAGGUGACAUCGGAACCUACGUAUCCUAAGAGCAGAGUAACAAAGACUCCAAAAUCUCCACCGAGUCGAACCCUCAUCCAUGGUUUCUCCUCUGGGAGUUCCAUCUCUAUCACCACAGUGACGGACCAACCAGGCUUCCUGUUCCCUGUUGUCAAAACAACCACUGCUGCUGUCAGACGAAAAAUUACAGAGGAGUCUUCUUUGUCAUGGUCACCUGACCAAAACAAGACAGGAAAUGGUACCAAACGCCCACGUAACAAACUUAUUCCAGAGGAGGGUGCCCACCUUCCUCACAGCAACAUGGUGGUCACAGAUAUUUACUAUGAGGAUGUUCUCAACACCAGCACCACAAAUGCCACACCAGCCCAAGGUCUUAUCAAUCUCAGAACACUGCCAGGUGUUGGUGCACAGGACCAGGAGAAGACAACAACCAUAAACCCCGACCUUGAUCCUCAGAUUAAUGAGAAGACCACUGCUAAAACCUCAGUAUCUUUAACUUCUGCCCCAGAACGUCCAACAAAGUCCAGCACCUCCACACCAUCAGUAACUGGAAUUUCCAGAACUAAUGCAACCACAGGAUCACCUAUUUCUGCUUCAAUGAAGAUCAUAUCUCAAACCACUCAACCUCUGUUUAAUGAGGCUAGUAACAGCAGCCCAGAGUCUCGUGUCGGGAUGGUUGGAGGGACGGAAAGAGAGAAAAGGACAGUUGUUCCUCUGGCUGUGGUGUCCACACUAACCAUCCUGUGUUUGCUUGUGCUGGUGGGAAUUCUCAUCUACUGGAGGAGGUGCUUUCAAACAGCACAUUUUUACGUAGAAGACAACAUUUCACCCCGAGCAAUAUCGGCUCCAUCAACACCUCUUCUGCUAACGACAGAGGACAAUGAAGCUCUCCCCAUAAAGGAAUUUGUGAAACAUGUUGCUGAUCUCCACUCAAAUCACACAUUCUCCAAAGAAUUUGAGAUCUUGAAAGAGUCCUAUGAGGAGAUUCAGGCCUGUACAACAGACAUCGGCAUCACAACUGACAGCUCCAACCAUCCAGACAAUAAAAGCAAGAACAGAUAUAUAAACAUCCUGGCUUAUGAUCACAGUCGAGUCAAACUCUUGCAAAACUCUGACAAAGAUGGAAAGACUGGGGACUACAUUAAUGCCAACUACGUGGAUGGCUUCAAUCAACCGAAAGCAUAUGUAGCUGCACAGGGUCCGCUGAAGGCCAGUCUGGAAGACUUCUGGAAGAUGAUAUGGGAACAGAACGUUGGUGUAAUUGUCAUGAUCACCAACCUGGAGGAGAAGGGUCGGAGAAAAUGUGAUCAAUAUUGGCCCCUGGAGAAUCAGGAAGACUAUGGAUGCUUUAGUGUCACUUUGAAGAGCACUAAAACUCUUGCCUACUACACCCAGAGAACAUUCAUGUUGAGGAAUGUUAGCAUUAAGAAGGGUCGCAGUCAGGAGAAGAAAGUGCUUCAGUUUCAUUACACUCAAUGGCCUGAUAUGGGCGUCCCAGAACACACACUUCCUGUGCUCUCGUUUGUGCGGGCUUCUUCACAGGCCAGGACUGCUGAAAUGGGGCCUGUGGUCGUACACUGCAGUGCUGGUGUAGGAAGAACAGGCACCUAUAUUGUGAUUGACAGCAUGUUGAAACAGAUAAAGGAAGAAGGUACCGUGAACAUCACGGGGUUCCUCAAACACAUUCGUACUCAGAGGAACUACCUGGUACAGACAGAGGAGCAGUUUAUCUUCAUCCACGAUGCUUUAGUGGAGGCUAUCAGGAGUAAAGAGACACUGGUAUCAUCUAGUCACAUUCACACCUAUGUAUCUGAUCUGCUCACACCUGGACCGACAGGCAAAACCAGCCUGGAAAAACAGUUUAAGCUGGUGAGUCAGAGUUGUGCAAAACAAAGUGACUACACUGUCGCUUUAAAGGAGCUCAACUCAUCAAAGAACAGGAAGUCUAGUCUUAUGCCUGUUGAAAGGUCAAAGGUCAGUCUUUCCACAGGGUCGGGUGAAUCAUCAGACUACAUUAAUGCCUCUUAUAUAAUGGGUUACCAUCAGAGCCGUGAGUUCAUCAUUACUCAGAAUCCUCUGCCGAACACCAUACAGGACUUCUGGAGAAUGAUCUGGGAUCAUAACGCACAGAUCAUUGUUUCACUGCCAGACGCACUGAGCCUGUCCAGAGAUGGAGAGUGUGUGUAUUGGCCAAAGAAAGACCAGCCAAUCAGCUAUGAGACCUUUACUGUGACCUUCAAGGGGGAGGACCAAGUGUGCCUGUCCAAUGAGGAGUCGCUGAUGGUACAAGACUUUAUUCUGGAAGCCUUAAAGGAUGACUAUGUGCUGGAGGUUCGGCAGUAUCAGACCCCUCGCUGGCCGAACCCUGACAGCCCCAUCAGCAAAAGCUUUGAGCUCAUCAACGUUAUCAGAGAAGAAAGCACCCGUCGAGAGGGACCAGUCAUCAUCCAUGAUGGGUCUGGAGGAGCGAGUGCAGGUAUCCUUUGUGCUCUGACCACACUGGUUAACCAACUGGAGGAGGAGAAUUGUGUGGAUGUCUAUCAGACAGCAAGAAUGAUAAACCUCAUGAGGCCUGGAGUCUUCAAUGAUUUUGAACAGUAUCAGUUCCUCUACAAAGCGAUUCUGAGCUUGGUAAGUACCAAGGAGGAUGAGAAAGCUCUUCACUACUCGGAAAACAAUGGCACCGUUCCGGCCAACGCCUCGGAAUGCCUGGAGUCCCUCAUGUAGCUAUACAGGGACACUGUCACCUUUCGUGGAAGGAAUUGUACAAUGAAUCAAGAGAACAUAGAUUUGGCUUGAAACCCUCCAUAAGUCUUUAUACAGAAUUUGAUGGU
Molecule: messenger RNA, 4342 nt
Organism: Myxocyprinus asiaticus (Chinese sucker)
Lineage: Eukaryota; Metazoa; Chordata; Actinopteri; Cypriniformes; Catostomidae
Product: receptor-type tyrosine-protein phosphatase zeta-like
Exons: 30
Coding region: 168-4235 (1355 amino acids)
Biological process (GO): peptidyl-tyrosine dephosphorylation
Molecular function (GO): protein binding; protein tyrosine phosphatase activity
Source: RefSeq, a predicted model, not a curated record